GGGGAGGAAAUGUCGCUGCCUCUGCACCCCGAGCUCUGGUGGGAGCACUCAGGCACCCGCUGCAACCGGGACACUCGCCGGGGUCUCGGGGGGCCCGACAGGGGGCACCAUGGCAACAGGGGGUUCCAUUGUUAGGGGGGUCACUGCCCCAAGAGGCUGCGCCAUGGACGAGUCUGAGGGACCCGAAGAGAAGGAGGAGACUGAAUCAUGGAUCCCUGUGCAGAGGGAGCGAUCCUACACCUCGGGGUCCCUGUCUGAGAGCUCUGGGCUGAAGAGGAGGAAGCAGGUGGAGCCCCCCCCAGGCCAGGUGGCAGAGGAGAAGGAGCCCAGCAGCAAGAGGGUUAAACCUGUCUCCAAAACACUGUCUGCAUCUGUGGCCCCGCCCCCGGCUAAAGUCACGCCCCUAAAGAAACUCAGCCUGUCCAUCCAGAAAUCCAUUGGCUGCAAGAGUGAGAGCCGCCUGUUCAGCUUCCCUCCCCGAACCCGCAGCCGGGAGCCUGGGGGCGGGGCCAAGAGGCGGAGCAGCAAGCUGUGGCGGGAAACCUUCGACAGCGCAGGGGAGGAGCUAUCAGCGCGGGAAAUCAAACGGCAGGAGGUGAUCUUCGAGCUGAUGCAGGGGGAGCACACACUCAUAGAGGAUCUCAACUUGGUCAGAAAGAAUUACUAUGAGCCAAUGUUAAAGCUGGAGAUCUUAUCCCGGGAGGAGCUGGAGCAGAUCUUUGGGAUCCUGGACUCGCUGGCCCCCCUGCACCAAGAUCUCCUGGAGCGGCUCCUGAAGUUGAGGCGGGAGGAUGGUACGUUGGAGGUAAUUGGGCCGACCAUGUUGGACUGGCUGCCCUGUCUCCAUGCCUACAAGACCUACUGCUGCAACCAAGUGGCCGCUAAGUCCCUGCUGGACCACAAGAGGCGCUGUGCCGCCGUCCAGAACUUCCUGCGCUUGUGCCAGGAGUCGGCCUUUAGCCGCAAGUUGGACGUCUGGAGCUUCCUGGAUCUGCCCCGGAGCCGCCUCGUCAAGUACCCCCUUCUGCUCAAAGAGCUGCUCAAGCACACGGGCCCAGAACAUCCUGACUAUACACCGCUGGGGGAGGCUGUGUGUAUGAUCCAAACCAUCGUUAGCCUAAUUAACAGCAAGACGGGGGAGGCUGAGUGUGAGUACUACCGGCGGAGGCUGACCUACCUGUACGAGAGCCAAGAGGAAGGGGCGGUGACUUCCUCCCGACUCCUGCACUGCCAUGGGGAGCUCAAGAACAACAAGGGCCAGAGGCUCCAGGUGUUCCUGUUUGAGGCGGCCCUGGUCCUGACUCGGCCAAUCACGCAGAACCAUCAGCUGCAGUUCCAGGUGUAUCGCCAGCCCAUCCCCCUGCAGGAACUGGUUCUGGAGGACUUGCCCGAUGGAGAAGUGCGAGUGGGGGGCUCCAUACGAGGGGCUUUCACACCUGCUACAGAACGGGCCAAGAACUUCUUCCGGGUGAGUUUCCAGGACCGGUCCCGGGGCCAAUCCCACACCCUGCAGGCCAACGACUCCUUCAAUAAGCAGCAGUGGGUCAGCUGCAUCCGCCAGGCCAAGGCGGCCAAUCAGGGGGGCCCCCCGGAACCCCCCUGCACCCUGGUGGACAUCUCUGAUCUGAGCCUGAGCUCCAUUGAGGACUGUGAGAAAAUGGAGGAUGGGUAAAGCAUUGGUUUUACCCCCCAGGGCAACAGAAUGUGACAAGUAAUGCGCCACCCUGAACCCACUUACCCGCCGCUUCCUGCGCCCCAGAACCCGCCCCCCCUGCGCCCCAGAACCCGCCCCCCCUGCGCCCAGAACCCCCCCCCCCUGCGCCCCAGAACCCGCCCCCCCGUCAGCCUUUCACUGUAUUUAAAAUAAAUCUUUCCUAUUUUUUCAA
Molecule: messenger RNA, 1886 nt
Organism: Xenopus tropicalis (tropical clawed frog)
Lineage: Eukaryota; Metazoa; Chordata; Amphibia; Anura; Pipidae
Gene: arhgef3
Product: Rho guanine nucleotide exchange factor (GEF) 3, gene 1
Cellular component (GO): cytoplasm
Molecular function (GO): guanyl-nucleotide exchange factor activity
Source: RefSeq, marked provisional